This is a messenger RNA of Suhomyces tanzawaensis NRRL Y-17324, 1347 nucleotides long. Its product is annotated as phosphoinositide 5-phosphatase. The record is from RefSeq and is a predicted model, not a curated record. Gene Ontology annotation, biological process: phosphatidylinositol dephosphorylation. The transcript has a single exon. The coding region runs from base 1 to 1347 and encodes 448 amino acids. NCBI's taxonomy places the organism in Eukaryota, Fungi, Ascomycota, Pichiomycetes, Serinales, Debaryomycetaceae. Gene Ontology annotation, molecular function: phosphatidylinositol-4,5-bisphosphate 5-phosphatase activity.
AUGUCUGAAUCCAAUGGAAUUGAUCUCUUUCUCCUCACCUACAACAUCAACAAGCAGACCUUCAGUGGCGACCUUUUCGUCUCCAAGCUUGCAGACGCUCUUCCCGAUGAUUUGGCAGCACUCUACGUGUUUGGUGUCCAGGAGUUCUGUUCGGUGAUGGAGGGAAGUUUCCCUGACGUGGCAGCUAGAAAGAUGAUCUCAUUGAAUGGUCUCUUCUUACAAGCAUUAAGCACAAAGUACGGCAAAAGGGACGUACGGUUCCAAACUGUGGCCAUCACACAUGUGGGUGCCAUUGGUUUGCUUGCAAUUUCUCCUUAUCCACUGCGGUUUGAGCGGAUAAAGUAUGCUAGCAGUUCGUGUGGCUACGGAUACUCCUCAUUAAAAGGUGCAGCAGGUAUCAGGCUCACCUAUUUGCCUCCAGGAGCGAAAUUGAGCCAGAAGAGCGUCGAGUUGACCUUUGCUAGCGCUCAUCUACCAGCGUACGAGGGCGAAAUCUACUAUAGACGCAGAAACGAAAAACUUCUGAGCAUAAUCAGGUCGUUAGACUUCUCAGACGGGUAUGCAUUGCUCAAGCCAAAGAAUCACACCUUUUUCAUGGGAGACUUGAAUUAUAGAACUUCCAAAAACUAUAAGUUUGAGUCGGAAGCCUCUAAGAGUUUGUUUGCAUUGCAAGAUCAAUCCGCCAACCAUACCGAAACCAUAGAGCAUUUGGUCCGUAAAUACGACGAGUUAUCCAUAGGAAAAGGUAGCGGAGAUAUCUUUGCCGGGUUUUCUGAAGGCUGUAUCACAUUUGCACCCACCUACAAGUUCCACGUCAAUACUGCGAUUUACAACUCCAAAAGAUCGCCAUCUUGGUGCGAUCGGAUUCUCUACCAGUCGACAUACGAAGACGAGGACUUGCGAGAGGGAUUACUUCUUCGCAAGAAAGAGUCUGUCCAAAGAUUGCCAUUGGUCAAGAAGUAUAGCAGCAUAGCAUCAUUGCUCCAGUCGGACCACCAUCCAGUUUAUCUCCACAUCACUGUACCUCUCAAACCACCACAAUCACUUGUUGCGCCAUCGGGGUAUUUGCAGUUAUUGCCUAGCGAGCGCCCCAACAGACACAUGCUGCACGAUCCGACCGAGAGCACAGUUGCAAUUGAGCUCAGCGAUGUCGAGGAAUCAAUUAGUGGACCCACGCAAAUUUAUGUCAAGCCUACCAAGAUCGAUACCAUUAUUCAAAACUAUGUCAGUCCUUCCAGUAAUUUUUUGAUAGGAUAUGGUCUUUGGAUAGGCACCACGCCCGCAGGACGGCUCCUGGUGUUAUUUAUUACCUUACUUGCCUGGUGCAUUCUUUAUAUUUCCCAUUGA